Molecule: messenger RNA, 4601 nt
Organism: Gambusia affinis (western mosquitofish)
Lineage: Eukaryota; Metazoa; Chordata; Actinopteri; Cyprinodontiformes; Poeciliidae
Gene: adgrf3a
Product: adhesion G protein-coupled receptor F3a
Exons: 20
Coding region: 538-3624 (1028 amino acids)
Biological process (GO): G protein-coupled receptor signaling pathway; cell surface receptor signaling pathway
Cellular component (GO): membrane
Molecular function (GO): G protein-coupled receptor activity
Source: RefSeq, a predicted model, not a curated record
AAUAAAACUUGCGUCUUGGCUGUAAACGUUUGUAGCCAGUAAAACGGUUUAUCCGAUGUUUUAAGCUGAAAUGUUGUACAUACCGCUAGGGAAAGAAACAACGAUGAGGAGAUGACAUGAGCAACAAUAGAGGAGUUCAUUGUUAGGCAGUCACGCCGGUAGGAAUUUAUUUAAAGGUUCACAAGACUUCGCAAGGUUAUGGGCUAACUGCGAGAAAGUGUGGCCACGCACCACGGCUAGCAAAGGCUGAAGCUCAUGUCAUUUUCAAAUUCUUAUUUAGAGGAGGGGAAAAUACGUGAAAUACAAUACUUUAUUUCAUAACAGCUAGAGAUUCAUCAAGGUGACAUGAUAAAACAAAGAACGGACUGUAAUCUGAUUUGACAGUCAAAUUAUAGUCUCGCUGGACCCAUUUUUGUUUGCAUGUCUGCAAUAAACCCUGGUGUGAAAGCUGGCUUUCUCACUGGACAACUGGUUUUCUUGGCCAGUUUGCUGCUGUGAAGUGUUCACUGAUGUGCAUCAAGAAAACACAGGAUCAAGAUGUGGGUCUUCAUAUUUCUCUACAUACUGAGUCUAUACAGUCAGGCCUCUGUAACAGAGAACUCAACGCAGAUGUAUUACGCAAAACUGAUAAUAGACAGAAGUGCGAUUGAAAAUAUCAGUUCGAUGCUGAACUUUUAUGUGACAGACAACAAGGUGAACAUCGAGAAAGUUACAAUGACAACAAAAUGUGAAAAUAACAGCAACGGAAACAAAACUUGUGAAUGCGAACCUGGCCACAAAUGGAGUGACGACGUUCGUCUCCAGGGGGUAGAUUGUAAUGAGAAAAACUGUACCCUCAGUGCUGUCUCCAAUUCAACGUGCACACUAAACACUACAGUUGAGAUCAGAGGGACAUUCAACAUGGGCGGAACUGGCUAUAGUGAUUGUCUGACAGAUAAGAGCUCACAAAGUUAUAUCAGUUGUCAUGGCAAACUGUUACGACAGAUGAAAACCCAAUACAGUAAAAUAAGAGGAUUUGACAGUCUAGCAAUAAUAAAAUUCAGUGUCGGGAGCAUCAUUGUUGAUUUUACAAUGAAGAUCGUCUCUGACGUUAGUUCGGGAGAACUGUUUAAUAAAUCCACCAAUCUGACAAAAGAGCUAGAAGGCAAAAUGACUUUGGAGACAAAAGGCAUCGUCAAUUUGGAAAUAACAAAGAAAUCAGUGCCGUAUGACAACAGUACUGCUGUUACUUGUAAAACUGAGAGAGAGCUUAAAGUCCAACCACAGUGGAAUCUGAAAAGAGAAGAUGGAGAGUUUCUCAUAACUAAUGGCAGCAUCUCAACAGUAGAAAUUAAACAAAAAGAAAGUAAAGUCACGAUUCUAAGUGUUAACGAACUCUGGCAAGGAGAGUACAUAUGUCUUUUUGUUGAAAACGAAGGUCAAAUAACCAUAAACCAUAAAGCCAAUGAUACAUUGGACGUAUGCCUCAAACCAAAGAUCGACAUUUCAGCAGAUCCUGCAUUUCCCUUGUGUAAGACAGACAGUUCUGUUUUUAUUGUGAUUGUGAAAUGUGAGAUAACGAAUAGCACCGAAAAAUACAAUGUGAGCUGGCCAGAUGGUGUCACGACACGCCCCCUGACUACAGAAAAUGGCAAACAGGUUUAUUCAGCUCAAAAAGUAGUUGGCUGUGAUAAAACGAAGGUGAAUUCGUCGUCAGAUUCUCCAGAGGUAUAUUGCGACUUUACUAAUGAGUGCAACCAACACCAAAGUAAAUCUAUGACGGUCAAUGUCAUUUAUCCUGGGGAAAAAUAUUGUUCAGCGGAAGGUGAAUGGGGAAACACCAAGGCCGGCUUUACUGCAGAAAUAAAAUGCAAGGAUAAAGCUGGAACAAGAAAGCGAAAGUGUUCAUAUGGGGAUAAUGACAAGGAAGGGAUAUGGGGGGAAGAGGUUUCACAAUGUGUUGAACAGGACCUCGCUAAAGUGCUGGAAAUUGCUCAAGUUAGUGACAUUGGACUUGGUAUACUGGCUACAAAUGCUGCAAUAGUAUUUGAACGCUUUGUAAUGGUCACAAAGACAUCAAAAUUGCCUGGUUUUGCCAACAUAAAUGCAUCGGUCAAAGUACUUAGCACCAUGGAUGGAAAGUUAAAUACAAGUGUCAUUACAAAUGAGUCAGCAAUAGAAAAUUUUCUAUUCUCAUCCAGUCAUUUGCUGAAUAAAAGUCUUGAAGGCUCGUGGACUAAAGAUGGCACUGACAACUCCACACUUUCAAUGGCUGAGAAAUUCAUGCUUUCUGUUGAGAAUUUAAUUAAAAUAUCAAAUAUGACAGCGGAGAAUAGGAAGGAAAAUCUGCAGGUGAAUGUGUGCAAUAGCACCAACUGCAACAUCAGCCUUUUCAAUGUUACAGUUUUUCUUCCAGGUGCAGUGAAUGUGAAAGCAGCUGCAUUCAAACAACUGGAUAAAUAUUUGCCCCAUAAUGACAAUAAAACAGAGGUCAACAGUAUCAUUGUAUCCACAACUGCAGAAAACCAACAAGUCAUUACCCUAGACUUUGAUAUGAUCAAGGAAAGACCUCGUAAUUUUAAGCUAAUAUGUGUGUAUUGGGAUCCUAACCACCAUGAGUUUUCAUCAGCUGGAUGUAGAUGGGAGGGUCCCUCAAAAGAAGGCCGCUGCGUCUGUAAUCAUCUUUCCUCGUUUGCAUUGCUACUGUCCAAGGAGCCCCUGGAAGUCCCUGGUAUAACUACUCUAACUUAUGUAGCUCUGUCAGUCUCAGUGUUGUCACUCGUUCUCACUCUUCUGAUAGAACUGAUAGUCUGGAGCGACGUAGUCAAGACGAGUACACUAUAUUUACGCCACACUGCCCAUGUGAACAUUUGUCUGUGCUUGCUGAUCGGUAACCUCUGCUUUUUGGCAUCUUCUUCCAACCCAGAGAGUAUUUCAGACCUCUGGUGUCGAACCUCUGCAGUGCUGAAGCAUUUCUGCUAUCUGGCUAUGUUCUUUUGGACACUUUGUUUGAGCGCCACACUUCUUCAUCAGGCAGUGUUUUUGUUCCACAAGGUGAGCAAGGCAAACUAUCUGAGGUUCUCGUUGGUUGUAGGCUAUGCCAUCCCCUUGAUCAUAGUCUUUGUCACAUUUCUUACCUGCAACGGUGGAGCUGAGGGGGAAUAUUACUCGAGGAAGACCUGCUGGCUGGUUUAUGGCGGACUUUUUAAAGGCACAUUUUAUACGUUUGUCAUUCCAGUUGGAGCAAUUGUUUUCAUUAAUGUGUUCUCAAUGCUUGUGGUUAUUAUGAAGCUCAUUAACCACCACUCAGAAAUACACCAAAAAACUGACAUUUCUCCAGAAAAGGAGAAAGCAGCAGCCAAAAUUGUUGUGAGAACCAUUAUCAUGCUGACCCCGAUUUUUGGUGUGACGUGGAUCUUUGGAUUUGCCAUUUUGAUUUUUGAUCUCACAAGCGGACCCGCAGCAUAUGCAUUCGAAUACAUCUUCACCAUACUCAAUGGAUUCCAGGGCUUCUUCAUUUUGUUGAACACAUUCUUCGGAGACAAAAUGACUCGUGAGGCUCUACUGAAAUACAUUAAGAAGAAAGCUCCAGCAUCUAGAGUCAGUGAAAGCACCUCUAAGUCAGAGACAACAUGGAAGAAAUGAAACAAUUUACAUCUACAUGUAAAACUCGUAUCACAUCUAUGCGCCAUUGAAAAUAAAUGUACAGUGUGCAUUCACUUUUUACUGUAGCCGAGAGCGGAUGUUUUCCACAUGUACUUUUCCCCAAAGGUUUUCUCGAGAUAACCAGUUAAUGUUCCGUUUUCUAACGAUAUAUCAAUAUAAUUUCCCAUUGGUUUUCUGGAGAUAAGAGUUAAUUUCCUGAUGAUUUUCUUGAGACUAGUUCAUUUCCCAAUGGUUCUCUCAAGACUAGUUCAUUUCCUGAUGGUUUUCAUGGGAUAACAAGUUAAUCUCAAUAAAACAAACUAUGCUUGUGUCGUUGUGCAAAUACACGUGGCAUGUAUUCGAAGGAUGGAAUCAGGUUUAACACACACCAAUCAUCUCGUGAUCUCGAGAUGAUUGGGUCAGAAAUGGUUUUCUCAAGAAAACUACUGUGAGAAAGCACAUGCUGAAAACAUCCAUCCUCGACUUCCAUAACCUUUUAAUGUGAUUGUUUAUCAAUAUUAUUAGUGAAAUUAUAAAUGUAUAAGUAAUUAUUUUUAGCCUCUUUGUGUUACCCUUUGCAUGAACUUGUUCUGUAUGCACCUUUAGGAUUUAAUGAGUUAACUCAGCUUACACAAAUACCAGCUGUGAUCAGAGUCACAUUGAAUUCUUCAGGUUUUAGUUGAUAUAUUUGAAGAGAAAUGGAGCAAAAGACUCAACCUGCAUGCCAAACUUAUGUUUCAACGAACGCUGAGUCUAGACUUAGUUUUCCUCCUGGUUCUAAAAGCAAUGUCUUCUUCGUAUUCUUUGCUUUGUUGUAACCACUCCUCAUCCGAGUCGUUUGAAAUACCUUCUUCAGAUAUUUUCUCGCGGAAGUCUUGAUACUCAAGCUCUGCUCUGCAACAUAUUAAAAAGAUUUGCAACAUUAAAUCAGAAACUUUUGUAAAGGUUGUUUGUAAUAAAGCAAAAAUAGGUGAAAA